AUGUGUGACAUGCAGAACAUGCCUACCAGAGAUGAUGCUUCUUGUGAGGAAGACUCGGAGAUGAAUUUCGCAGCAUUCUCCACAGCGAGUGCUGCGGGCACACAUUAUGUGACCACCACCGGGCAGCUGCCGGUCACUAAACUACAGCAGAAUGUCACCAGCAAUGGAAGCACGUUGCAACAAGUGGUGGGCAUGGUGGGCAACGACGGCGGCGUGCAGUACGUGCGCGCGGACGGGCUGCAGGCCGGCCCGCAGCUCAUCACGCUGCCCAUCACGCUGCCCGGGGCCAAGCCGGGCGACCCGCAGCAAACCGUCCAGAUCCAGGUGCUGAGCCCCAACAUCCUGCAGCAGCAGCAGCCCAAGUACCAGAUGCAGAUCCCCAUCCAGGGCUUCCAACAAGGCGGCGCGGUGCUGACGGUGGCGUACUCGCCGGACAACAGCGACACCGGCAUACAGGUGCUCGGCAACACGCUGCCUGAAGGGCUGCAGGUGCUAGCGGCGCUCCCGCAGGACAUGCAGCUGGUCCAGCAGAUGCAGGACAACAAGGAGCAGAUCCAGCAGACCAUCCAGCACCAGGUGUUCAUAACACCAAACCAGCAGAUAGUGAUCAACGGCCCCGAGGACACCAAACUGAACAACAACAACACCAUCACCAACAACAACCAGGCCGUCACCAACAUCGUCAUCAAGGAGGAGUGCGACGACAACGCCAACGAUGACAGCUCGCAGGGCACGGAGUCGAGCGAGACCAUGCAGUGGCAGAUCAGCAGCACGCAGCAGGACCUCAUCAAGUACUUCAACCAGUUCCAGCCGCAGCAACCAACUCUGCCUGUGUCCCUGCAGCAGUUCCUCCGGAUCAACCCCUCGGACAGCAAGAAGGAGCCCGCCGUGGAUAUUGAGGUGCUGCCCAUGGACCAGGACAAGGAACCCAUGGCCGAGGCCGUGGUCGGAGAAGACGGCUCCCUAAGAAUACAGCCGAAGAAAAAAAAGAAGUACAAAAAGAAAACUCCGAAACCAGCUCGGCCCAAGCCGGGGCAGGUGGUGAUCGCCAACGCGGCCGACGGCUCGCCCAUCUACUGCUGCCCGCAGUGCCAGAUGGCCUACCCAGAGAAGGAGCAGCUCGAGAUGCAUCUCUCCGUGCACGAGAUCGAGAGGCGGUUCAUCUGCGGCAUCUGUGGGGCCGGUUUGAAACGCAAGGAGCACUUGGAGCGGCAUAAAUUGGGUCACAACCCGGAGCGGCCGUACGUGUGCGGCGUGUGCCGCAAGGGCUUCAAGCGGCGCGAGCACCUCAACCUGCACACCGUCAUACACUCCGGGGUCAAGACCGAGGUCUGCCCCGAGUGUGGAAAAGGUUUCUACCGCAAGGACCACCUGCGCAAGCACAUGCGCUCGCACGAGAGCAAGCGCGCGCGCGACGACGCGGCCGAGGGGGGAGGGGGGGGAGUCUCCGCCUCCUCCACCCCCACCCCCGCGUCCUGCCCCUCCCCCUCCCCCAGCAACAACACCAUCCUGCCCGAGAUCACCAUACACGUGCCAACGAGCUCGAACAUGCAGCCGGUGCAGAUCAACAUCCCGCAGCACGUGGUGUCGUCGCUGCAGGCGCAGGCGGCCGCCGACACGCACGCCGCGCAGGCGCAGCUCGACGCGCUGCUCGCACAGGCGCACGCGCACUCGUGA
Molecule: messenger RNA, 1677 nt
Organism: Cydia amplana
Lineage: Eukaryota; Metazoa; Arthropoda; Insecta; Lepidoptera; Tortricidae
Product: specificity protein transcription factor 3-like
Exons: 13
Coding region: 1-1677 (558 amino acids)
Biological process (GO): regulation of transcription by RNA polymerase II
Cellular component (GO): chromosome
Molecular function (GO): chromatin insulator sequence binding
Source: RefSeq, a predicted model, not a curated record